GGUCAGUUGUAUAACUACAAGCCUGAGAGAAGGUCGUGCUAUUUUCAAUAGAAUAUAUUUUAUUUGAAAAAUUUCAACGAAAAUAAGUGAGACUUUGAUAUUCUAUAACUUGAAAAGAAAGCAAAAAUGGAUGGUGGCAAUCUGGAUUUCUUACUUUUCUCGAAUGCCCCGAAUGGCGAUUUCGAUGGCUUUUGCGGCUUUAUCAGAAGGAUAACUUUGAUGGUGUACAUGGGAUUGGACAAUGUGCUGAAUAGACAGGAGACGCGUUACGAUACAACACUGGUAAUUGGAUUGACUGCCUGUGCCAUGGGUAUUUUUAGCUUCUUUGUGUACUUCAUAAUGAAAGUGCAGAGCUGCCAGACUCUGUUCUGCGGAACUCCUGGUGCCCUAAAUCAACUGCCUGAGAUCGUCGAUGAAGAUGAAGAUGAUAAAGAUGAAGAUAAGACGAAGGUCGAUGAGCAAACUUCGACGGAGGAUAGCAUCUCCACAGGUUCGGAUUUAUCAGUUCAAGGGCGAUCACCAAAGCUUGGUAAACGUGGCCGUUCUAAGAAGUCGCCAAAAGGAAAGCACCGCAAUAAAGAACUAAUUAAUCAUUUUAUGCAAGCUGCCGAUGUGGGACAUUGCCUAUUUAACUAUAACGAUCGCAAGAAAUCUCCUGAACGACAACCCAGGGUCCAGGUGGGAAUCAGAAAGAUCAUUACUAUCUAUGGCAGAAAACAAGGCUAUCUCUACUUCACAGCUACAGAGGCACUCCAAGUGCCAGCCCUAAAUAAGGUGAUGUAUCCACGUCCAAAGGGUGCUAAGAAAAGUCCUCAAACUAAAAAGCUCUGCGAUGCUGGAGUGGAUCUCAACCCCCCAUCCCCGAAUAUUUGAUGUUAAUUAUAUUUUUAAUAUUUCAAAUACUUUUAUAUAUCUACACAUCAUACGUCGAUCAAUGUGAUAUGCAAAGCAUAUCCAUCGACUAGACACAAUGCAAAUUCGUCGUCGUGAAAUCAUUUGUAUCAGCUUUUAGAGAACACUCGCUUCGUUUUAAAUUAUUUGUGUGCAUUUCUUUCGAACUAAGCGUGCUGCUGCCAUAUUGUAUGAAUACAACAAACAUGUUACAAUGAAA
This is a messenger RNA of Drosophila santomea, 1111 nucleotides long. RefSeq lists its product as uncharacterized. The transcript has 3 exons. The coding region runs from base 127 to 873 and encodes 248 amino acids. The record is from RefSeq and is a predicted model, not a curated record. Lineage: Eukaryota; Metazoa; Arthropoda; Insecta; Diptera; Drosophilidae.